Molecule: messenger RNA, 549 nt
Organism: Opisthorchis viverrini
Lineage: Eukaryota; Metazoa; Platyhelminthes; Trematoda; Opisthorchiida; Opisthorchiidae
Exons: 4
Coding region: 1-549 (182 amino acids)
Source: RefSeq, a predicted model, not a curated record
AUGUUACCACCUGCUGCAAAUUUGAUGGAUUAUUCCUGCGUAGUCCAACUUACCACCCUUGGAAGUGAUACGCUACUCAUAAGGUUUCCGAAAACUCGUCGAGAGCCCAUGACUGGUUUCGCCCUUCUUGGGGCUCAGCAGGUAGGCGAAUUCCCCGAGUUCCGAUCAAUUUUAUGUUCCACUAGCACACUCAAAUUCUUAAAAAAUCACAAACGAGGGAAUCAACUGGGUUCCAGCGGAGUCUCUCGUCAAAACCAAAUUGGUGUGCAAAUGAGUGCGCAGUCCCCGAGUCUCCGUCAACCUUAUGUUCUACUUGAACCCAAAUUGAAGAAAUACACUCAUUUGCAAAUCAAUUUGGUUUUCACGGGAGACUCAAUCGAAUCUCUCGUUUAUGAUGUCCUCCAACUGAGAGAUUCAAUUGAAUCUCCCGUGGAAACCAAAUUGAUUUGCAAACGAGUGUAUUUCUCGAAAGCAGUUGAGUUUACUUCGAAUUGGCGAGUUCGGAUAGCCAUGAAAAUUCCCGUGCGCAGCUCCAUGACAGUCUGGUAG